AUGACACAUUAGUUUUUUUUAAUUCCAGAAAAAAUAGUUGAUGAUGAAUAAAAAGUUGAUUAAUUGGCUAUGAUGAGCUUCAACGUAACUUUUUGUGUUGAAAUUAGUGAAUAAAAGCAACUGAAGAGAACAUAAUUCUGUUUAGUUUUGAACUGAUUUCCCUUGAAAAUGUUCUCGUUUUGUGUUAUUUUGCUCCUGAUUUAUUCAGUUGGGUUUUUAGAUGCUGAACAGGAUUCCGAUUGCUUCAGAAAUCGUCCUGAAAUUACUCCAAUGGAAUGUUGCACUCUUCCGGACUUGUUGGACCCCAAGAUUAUUCAAGAAUGUCGAGAUGAGUUCGAUGCGGAAGGUAUGGAAUGGAAUGGUCUUCCUGCUCAUCCUCCUCCACCACCUCCUCCUCCACCAUCACAAUCCAAUAAAGCUCCACCUCGACAUCGUGGUCCUCCGGGUCAUCAUAGAUGCUGGCAUUGUUUUGCAUGUGCCCAAGAAUGCGUUUUUAAUGCUACAGAACUCAUGAUGGAUGGAGAAUUGGAUGCUGAAAAAUCCCUUGAACAUUUCAUUCAAGCAGCAUCUGAAUCUGAUUCCAAAUGGUCACGAGAAAUCAUUGAGGAUGCAUUUAGUGCAUGCAAUGAUAAGGUUAAAAUCAUGCGUGACAAAUUCGAAAAAAGAGCAGCCAAACGUCCAAACUCACCUGAAAAUGAGAUGGAAUGCAGUCCAAUUCCUCAACAUCUUAUGCGCUGCAUACAUGGACAGUUGUACAGGACUUGUCCUGAGGGAAUCAGGGUAGAAAGCCAAGAGUGCACUGACCUGCAGGAGUACCUAAACAACUGCCACGGACCACUCGAGUGGAAGAAAGGACACAGGCACCCUGAGUAAGCAGAGACACAUUCAUCGAUUUUCGGCGAGAUUUCACGCCUAGAAUCACCUGUUGAACUCACAGUCUCCUGUCCCCUGCCCUCAUUGAAAUUAAACACCCAACCCCACUUCAGCGGAUCAGAUUCCUACUUUCAUAACGACAAAAAAUCCUUCAACUUCGUCCAAUUAAAUCCCUCGUGACACCAUUUUAUUCAUUCAGUUGCAGGAAAUGGCUUUCAGCCUGUUACUUUAAGAGAGCUUUUCCUUCGUUAACAUGAUAAAUAUAUAAAAUAUUUCAAGUUCUGAAAAUAAAUGUUUGAGAGUUGA
Molecule: messenger RNA, 1179 nt
Organism: Phlebotomus papatasi
Lineage: Eukaryota; Metazoa; Arthropoda; Insecta; Diptera; Psychodidae
Product: general odorant-binding protein 67-like
Exons: 3
Coding region: 169-873 (234 amino acids)
Source: RefSeq, a predicted model, not a curated record